AUGGAUGCCAGGAAAGCCCAUAAAGCCUCCUCUUCAUCCUCACCAUCCUCCUCAUCAAAACGUUGGAAGUACCAAGUGUUCUUGAGCUUCAGAGGUGAAGACACACGCAAGGGCUUCACAGGCCACCUCCACGAAGCAUUAUCUGAUGCCGGAAUCAGCACCUUUCUUGACGACAACGAGCUAGAAAGAGCGGAAUUUAUAAAAACCCAACUGGAGCAGGCAAUCGACGGGUCCAUGAUCUCCAUAAUUGUCUUCUCCAAGAGUUAUGCCGAUUCCACUUGGUGUCUUGACGAGCUGGUGAAGAUCAUGGAGUGUAGAGAAAGAUUGGGGCAACAGGUUAUUCCAUUGUUCUAUAAUGUUGAUGCUUCAGAUGUCCGGAAACAAACUGGUAGUUUUGCACAAGCAUUUGGGAAACAUGAAGCGGGCAUCUGUGAAGGUAAACAUGAGAAAGAAAACGUAAAGCGGUGGAGAAAUGCUCUCACUCAAGCUGCAGAUUUGUGUGGGGAAGAUCUUAAAAAUGCUGACAAUGGGCAUGAAGCAAAAUUUAUCAAGAAAAUUCUUAGGCAGCUUAAUAAGCAGUUGUACAGCAAAUACCAAUUAGACACCGAACACCUUGUUGGAAUUACUUCUCGGAUGAAGGUUUUGAGUAAUCACUUAGAUAUUGAAAAUUCAGGUUCUAAGGAUGUUGUUCGCAUGAUUGGUAUUUUGGGGAUGGGCGGCAUUGGGAAAACAACGCUUGCCAAAGCCAUUUAUAACAAAUUUGAAGGUAGCUUUGAAGGUAGGAGUUUCCUUGCAAAUGCAAGGGAAGUAAUUGCAAACCAACCCAUUACUGGUCUGGUUGGUUUGCAAGAACAACUUCUAAAUGAUAUCUUGAAAAGCGAGGGCAUAAAGGUUGACUCUGUUGCUAAAGGGAUCGAUAUGAUAAGAGCAAGACUUGGCUGUAAAAGAGCACUUGUCAUAAUUGACGAUGCAGAUGAUCUACAGCAACUAAAAGCAAUAGCUAGAGCUCGUGAUUGGUUUGGUCCUGGAAGUAGAAUUGUUAUAACAACAAGAAAUCAACAUUUGCUAGAGCAAGUUGGAGUGGAUAGCAUAUAUAUGGCUCAAGAAAUGGAUGAAAAAGAAGCUCUAGAGCUCUUUGGUUGGCAUGCCUUUGAAAGUGGUUAUCCUAAUCAAGAAUAUCUUGACCUCUCAAAACGUGUAAUUCGUUACUGUCAAGGCUUGCCUCUAGCACUUGAAGUUGUGGGGUCUUUUCUGAUUAAAAGACCCAUAGCAGAGUGGGAAAGCCAUUUGGAGAAAUUGGAAAGAAGUCCUGAUGGAGAUAUUCAAAAAAUACUAAGAAUAAGCUAUGACGGGCUACCUGAUCAUACAAAGAGAGAGAUGUUCCUUGAUAUAUCUUGUUUCUUUAUUGGAAUGGACAGGGACUAUGUCACACAAAUAUUUGAUGGAUGUGGCUUUUCUGCAACGAUAGGAAUCAGUGUCCUCAUUGAACGGUGCCUUGUAACUGUUAGUGAGGAAAACGAGCUGAGGAUGCAUGAUUUGCUUCGAGACAUGGGAAGAGAGAUCGUUUAUGAAAAUGCCGAUGGUCACCCUGAAAAUUUUAGUAGAUUGUGGAAACGUGAAGACGUAAAAGAUGUGUUGAGCGAUGAAUCUGGAACUGAAAAAAUUGAAGGAGUUGCUCUACAUUUGGAUUUGGAUGUAGAUUCGGAUGUAGAUUCAGAUCUAGAUUUGAACAGAUUCAGUGCACAAGCGUUUACCAAGAUGAAAAAACUGAGGUUACUCCACCUCAGCAACGUAGAGCUCACUGGAGAGUACAAAGAUUUUCCCAAAAAGUUAAUAUGGUUGUGUUGGCAUUAUUUUCCUUUAGAGUCCAUACCAGAUGACUUUCCUACGCAACCAAAACUAGGUGCUUUAGACCUGCGGCAUAGCAAACUCAAAAUAGUCUGGAAGGAUUGCAAGUUGCAUCAGAAUUUGAAAAUCCUUAAUCUCAGUGGUUCCCGCCGGCUAACAAAAUCACCAGACUGUUCAAAACUCCCAAAUCUCGAGGAAUUGAUAUUGGAAGACUGUGAGAGUUUGUCUGAGGUUCACUCAUCCAUCGGGGAUCUUGGAAGACUUUCUUUGGUAAAUCUUAAAGGUUGCAGAAUCCUAAAGGAUCUCCCAGUGAAUUUCUAUAAAUCCAAGUCUAUUGAAACUCUUAUACUGAAUUGUUGUUCAAGUUUUAAAACGUUGGCUGAGGGCUUAGGGUACAUGGUAUCAUUGACAACUCUGAAAGCGGAUUACACAGCCAUCAGACAAAUUCCAUCUUCCAUAUUAAAAUUGAAGAAACUGGAAGUUUUAUCUUUAUGCCCUGUGAAAGGGUCGCCAUCAACAAAUCUUUUGCCUCCUUCAUUGCAAAGUUUAAGCUCUUUAAGAAAAUUAGCUCUUGCAAACUGCAGUUUAACUGAUGAUGCAUUCCUCAAGGAUCUCGGUAGCCUAAUUUCCUUAGUACAUUUAAAUCUUGACGGCAAUUACUUUUGCAGCCUACCAAGCCUUAGUCGUCUUUCACAGCUUCAAGAUUUGUCUUUACAUGACUGCAUAAAUCUUCAUGCAAUCCCAGAUUUACCAACAAAUUUGAAAUUCUUACGAGCAGAUGGCUGCAUUGCAUUGGAAAAAAUGCCAGAUUUUUCAGAAAUGUCAAAUAUAAGAGAAUUGUAUCUAAGUGAUUCGUUCAAACUCACUGAGGUUCCAGGCUUGGAUAAGUCAUUAAACUCCAUGACAAGGAUUCAUAUGGAAAGCUGCACCAAUCUGACUGCCGAUUUUAGGAACAACAUCCAACAGGGAUGGACUUCUUCCGGAUAUGGUGGAAUUUUUUUCAAUGGAAUUUAUGAUAUUCCUGAGUGGUUCGAGUUGGACGAUGAUGUGCAGAAUAUCGUCUUCUUUGAAGUUCCUCGAAGAAUCAUGGGUCGUGAUUUAGAAGGGUUGACUAUAUGCUUCGUUUACUCAAAAUUCUUAUUUCAUUGGUAUGAUCAAGGUCACAUUGGCAUUAUCGUUAGAAAUCUUACCAAACAAACUGCUUUGCACACCCGGAUGGCAUUUGGCUCGGUUUUAACUUGGAGUGAACGUGAAGACGGUUAUCUUUGGCAGGGACAAUUGUCAAAUGAUGUGCUACGUUUGCAAGGCGGGGACCAAGUCUCCAUUCUUGUAAGGCCUCUAGUUGAUUUUGUGAGAGUGAAGAAGACAGGGGUUCAUCUAGAAUGGGACAAAGUCAUGAAGGAAAAUAUGGAUAAUCCGGAUCCUCAUUUGUAUGAUUUGGAAACAAAUCGGGAUUUUUCAGGGGGAGUUGAUGACGCAUUUUUCAGGGGCAGUGUUAUUCAUGAACAAUUAGCAUUGGAACCAUAUCUGGAUUUUUUUGGGGGAACUGAUAAUGAGGCAGGACGGAGCCAUGACGCACGGCUGGAUGAUGGAGCAGGAUGGAGCAAUGACGCAUUUGUUCGGACUAAUCAAUCGAGUGCUGUGGAUGAACAAUUAGCAUUGGAGUUGAUGAGUCCAUUUCAAUAA
This is a messenger RNA of Prunus armeniaca (apricot), 3534 nucleotides long. NCBI's taxonomy places the organism in Eukaryota, Viridiplantae, Streptophyta, Magnoliopsida, Rosales, Rosaceae. The record is from the annotation of a GenBank genome assembly.